Molecule: messenger RNA, 1272 nt
Organism: Daphnia pulicaria
Lineage: Eukaryota; Metazoa; Arthropoda; Branchiopoda; Diplostraca; Daphniidae
Exons: 3
Coding region: 1-1272 (423 amino acids)
Source: RefSeq, a predicted model, not a curated record
AUGACGGAUGAAGAAAUGUGCGAUACCCAAGACCAAAGUGAAGUGCAAAGCCUUGAUCCCGAACUCGAAUUUGCUUGUGAUUCAUUCACCGAGCCUGCAGCCUUGUAUGAGGCUGAUAGUGAAUCUGACCACGAGGAAGAAGACGUUCAGCAAGAUACCGACUUUAGAGAGAUAGAAGGAUGGGACAAAGUAGAUCAACUGGCUUCCGCCUUAUUGGAACCGGAAGGAUUGUGCUUGACGAAAACACAAUCGGAAAACAUAGUAAAGUUGUACAAAUCUUUGUCAGAAUAUGACAAAAAACCGAUUAUUUAUUCCCGGGUGAUCAAACCAGCUCGAGGCCAUUUUGGGAGAUCAAAGAACCAGAGUGGCCACUUAGGACAAGAGGCCAUGAAGAGAAGCUUUGUUUCAGCUGGUGUGCCGUCGUUGUCGCCUUCUAAGAGCCGUGUCGUCGAGGCUAUUUGCAUUAGACUAUUCAACAGCAUCACCACUUGUAAAAGGGAUCCUUAUGUGUCAAGAAAAGCGCAGAUAAUUAAAAAAUACAACGAAAUGAGAAGCCAAAUUGGCCAAAGUAUCAUUGUAAUGGAGGAGACUGGUCUAGCUCUUUAUCAAAUCAAUGAAACAACAUUGGGCCUCUGGUUAAAAAAUCAGGCAAGAUUUGACGAGAUCCAACUUCUUCUACAAGGUGUAAGGCUGCCGUCAUUAAGUCUGUGCUCUCAAUCAGAGCAGUUGCCUGGGAUGGCACAACCAACAUCCCCUAUCCAUCAGACCAACCUAUUGAUUUUUAGUGAGCCCAUCGAUUCAACUGGAAAAGCAAAGAUUCAAGGCCGUUUAGUUGCAACAGCUUCAUCACCUGAAAUUUCUCAACAAGAUUUAGAUGAUGUAAGUAGCAUGGGGGUCGUCUCUUUUGAUAACCAACCGCUGGUUGAAGUACCGUUCCCAUCAAAACAAAUAUCGAGGACCACAACGUGGAGAAAAAGGAAGGCUGCGUUGAGUCGAAGUAAAGACACAGAUGAUUCAAUUCAGGCUUUCCUACAACCUUCCACAACCCCUUUGGUUGCCGCUGGAGUUGCCUCAUCUGGACUGCCUGUAGACAGCCUGAAGGGAACACAGAAGAAGUCAAGAAAAGAGUACACUUGCACCAAAUGCAAGAAGGCCAUCAGCAGUGAAGGGCACACUCAGUUUCGUGGGUAUAGGUAUUGCCCAGGAAACCACCCGAUAUCAAAGGAAGAGUGGCUUAAAGAGAAAAGGGUGGAAAAAAGUAAACAAAAAUGA